Osmerus eperlanus (European smelt) is the source of this 5739-nucleotide messenger RNA. RefSeq names its product bromodomain adjacent to zinc finger domain, 1A (gene baz1a). Gene Ontology annotation, cellular component: nuclear chromosome; CHRAC. The record is from RefSeq and is a predicted model, not a curated record. The transcript is spliced from 29 exons. NCBI's taxonomy places the organism in Eukaryota, Metazoa, Chordata, Actinopteri, Osmeriformes, Osmeridae. Gene Ontology annotation, molecular function: protein binding; DNA binding. Bases 192 to 4760 code for a protein of 1522 amino acids. Gene Ontology annotation, biological process: positive regulation of DNA replication; chromatin remodeling; regulation of DNA-templated transcription.
UGUUAGAGGGAUGCAUUCAAUAAACCUGGCAACCCUGGGGAACUAGAGCGGAUCAAAACUUGUCGUCAACACGCUCACGGUCGAAGUGGGACAGUCGUUUGAGUUCGGUCUUUCGAGCGCGGAUUAUCUGUUCAACGUUACACAACUGUCUGAAAGAGACAGUGGAUCCGAGGAGACGAAGAUAAAGAAAGAUGCCGCUUCUCCACAGAAAGCCGUUUGUCAGACAGAAACCUCCGGGCGACCUAAAGCCUGACGAAGAGGUGUUCCUAUGCCGAGUCACCCACGAAAUCUUCAGAAACUAUGAUGAGUUCUUUGAGCGCACUAUUCUGUGCAACAGCCUCGUGUGGAGCUGUGCCCUGACAGGUAAGCCUGGCCUGACCUACCUGGAGGCUGUAGAGAGCGAGAAGAAGGCCCGGCAGAACCUCCAGAACUUUCCAUCUUCACUGGUCCUCCCUCUGCUGCACCUGACCGCCCUCACACACCGCACACGCCUCCACGAGAUCUGCGACGAGGUGUACUCCUACGCCAAGGACAGGUUUUUCCCUGGGGAGAUGGUGGAUGUGAUACACAGAGGAGGAGCCAGACAGCCAUGUGAGAUCCUGGAGGUGCAGUCCCCGCACUCCAACUCUAACGGGGGCAUGAACGGUCACACAAAGCCCCCCUCAGACGGGGACGCCAUCGUCAUCAGUGACAGUGACGAGGAGAGCAGCGCCCUAAAGUCCCCCAAGUCACUGGCCAAUGGCCGUAAGAAGAAACCAAUCAACCCAGCAGUGAUAAAGUACAAAGUCCGUCCCAUUAAGACAGAAGGUUGUGAACCCAUUGUGACCAAGGCUGCUCAAAUGAGUCGCAAGAAGAACACACUGUCUCGGGAGAGGCUGAAGCUGCUCCUCAAACAGCACUGUGAACCUCAGAAUGGAGCCAUCGGCCUCAAGGCCUCCUCCAUAGCUAAGUACUGUCUGUCAGAGACGACCUUCUCCCAGUUUUUCCCAGAUGAACCACCCGUCUUUGUCUUCAGCCCACCCGCGAAGGGGCGGGGCAAACGGCCUGGAGAUGGCUCUCCUGGAGAGUUGGGACAUAGUCUCCUGAAGGCAGCAAAGGAGAAGCUUCAUCUAAUGCAGCAGAAAGAGGAAAUGGCUGUUGUCCAGGAGAAGGCCAAGUUGAAGAAGGAGAAAGAGGGUGCCUUGGAGGCCAAGAAGAGGGAGAAGGAGGACAAAGAGAAAAAGAAAGAAGAGCUGAAAAAGAUGUUUGAAGAGGAGAGGCAGCGGAGGAAGGAGGAGAAGGAUCGCAUGAAACUGGAGAAGGAAAAGGAGCGAGAGAAGCUGAAGGAGGAGAAGAAGAAGUAUGCAGAGCGUCUGAAGCUGUGGAACAAACCCAGAGAGGACAUGGAGUGUGAAGACCUGCAGGAGCUUCCCAGUCCGGUACCGGUGAAAACCCGCCUUCCAGCCGAGCUUUUUGGAGAUGCUCUCAUGGUUCUGGAGUUCCUCAAGUCCUUUGGAGAACUGUUCGACCUGAAGGAUGAGUUCCCGGACAGAGUCUCCUUAGAGGUUCUGGAGGAGGCACUGGUGGGUUCGGACCCCGAGGGGCCCCUGUGCGAGCUGCUCUUCUUCUUCCUGUCCGCCAUCUUCCAGGCUCUGGCGGAGGAGCAGGAGGAGGUGGCCAAAGACCAGGUGGCCGAGGCCGACACCAAAGAUCUUAGCGAGGCGCUGGAUGAUGAUUCAGAUCCCACCCAGUCAGCCAUCAGCGCUGUGGCCGCCCUUGCGGCUGCCUGGCCACAGCUACACCAAGGCUGCAGCCUGAAGCAGUUGGACCUGGACAGCUGCACCCUGUCAGAGAUCCUGAGGCUCCACCUCCUAGCCUCGGGCGCCGACUGCAACAACAGCAACGCCAAGUUCCGUUACCAGAAGCAGGGGGGCUUCAUCUCCAGCGACGACCCCUGUGUGGAGCUCCGACUGGCCAACCCUGCCAUUGUCAAGAGGCUGGCCUGCACUGCUGUCUACGACCUGCUGCCAGGCGAGAAGAUGAAGAUCCUGCACGCCCUGUGUGGGAAGCUGCUGACGCUGGUGUCCACCAGGGACUUCAUAGAGGACAGUGCUGAGGAGCAGAGGCAGGCCAAGCAGGAGCUCAGGGAGCUGAAGGCUGAGCAGCACCGCAGGGAGAGGGAGGAGGCUGCACACAGGGUGCGCAAGAGGAAGGAGGAGAAGCUGCGUGAGCAGGAGCUCAAGCUCAGGGAGCUGCAGGAGAAACACGAGAAGAUGAAGGAGCAUGAGAACGCCCCCCACUCCACCAGGGAGGAAGCUGAGGACAUGAACACCAGUACAGAGAGUCAUGGAGGACACCAGACAGAGGACGAGGAGGAACAGAGCAAGGCCAAGAAAAAGAUUGGAGGCGGUGGUCCGAAACAGAAGCAGGCGGAGCCUAAGGAAGACCCCGCCCCCAUGGGUCUGACCCCUGAGGAGCUGCAGCAGGAGCAGGAGAAGGUGCGCGAGCUGCAGGAGCGGAUCCAGAAGGCGGCCGCCUGCACGUACAUCCUCCCUCUGGGCCGCGACCGCCUCUACAGGCGCUACUGGCUCUUCCCCGGCGCCUCCGCCCUCUUCGUGGAGGACGACUUCCUGGGCCUGACCGAGGACAUGCUCCUGCCCCAGCCCAAACAGGAAGCCAAGACGGAGGACCAGGAAGGGGCCGACACCGCCGUGUCCAGCCCCGCCUCUGACCCGGGCUCUGACCCGGGCUCCGCCUCUGACCCGGGCUCCGCCCCAGCGCACGUCUGCGGCCUGCCCGUCAACCGGCCCAACCAGUGGGCGUUCUACAGCACGGUGGAGGAGGUGGACCGGCUGAUCACGGCGCUGAACCCCAGAGGGCACCGUGAGAACACGCUGAGGGAGGCUCUGCUGCUGGAGAGGGAACGCAUCGCUCAGCUGCUGUCUGGCUCCGCAGCCGACAGGUACAACCAUGCAGACAAGCCCCAGGAGGCAGGGAAAGCUGGAGGCAGUUCCUCCAGGACCAAGUCCUCCACAGCCGUCCCAGAAUCCUCUGCUCCGGCUGAGCGCUUCAUGGAGAACCGUCUGAGGGACCUGCUGCUGGACAUCGAGGACCGCAUCUACCAGGGAACCCUGGGGAACCUCAAGGUGAUGGAGAGGAGUGUGUGGAGGGCAGCUCUGGAGCAGGGCCAUUACGACCUGCUGACCUCAGACGGAAGGAAGGAGAACGGGCUGAAGGUGAAUGGAGAGGUGGAGGACAUGGAGGUGGACUGUCAGACCCACAGAGGAAGCACUAGAGACAGUUUCCCCUGUGUUGUGUUGAGCAGGCUGGCCGAGCUGAAGGCUGAGGGGGGAAGCGUGGCGACACCGGGGUGUUCCAGCGGGUCGGGGACCCCCCAGCCCGUCAACAACACGGUCCAUCUGCUGGCCCAGGCCCUGGUGCAGAUCGAACAGGGCAUGGAGAGGAAGUUUCUCAAGACACCUCUGGGGGAUGAAGACUCCAAGAAGGAUCAAAAGACUAAGAAGAAAGACAAGAAAAAAGAUGAGGACCAGUCUAGUGAUAAAGACGACGGCAGUGACAGCGGGCGUGUGUGUAAGACGGUGCUGGAGCGGUGGCGGGACUCUCUGCAGGCGUGCUCCAGCCUGUCCCAGGUGUUCCUCCACCUCUCCACCCUGGAGAGGAGCGUGCUGUGGGCCAAGUCCCUGCUCAACGCCCGCUGCAAGGUCUGCCGGCGCAAGGGAGACGCAGAGAACAUGCUGCUCUGCGACGGCUGCGACCGGGGACACCACAUCCACUGCAUCAGGCCCAAACUCAAGGCGGUCCCUGCUGAGGACUGGUUCUGUCCGGAGUGUCGACCCAAACAGCGGGCCAACCGCCUCACCUCGCGCCAGCGCUCGUCUGUGGACUCUGAGGAAGAGAUGGAGGAAGAGAGAGGCUCUGAGGAGGAGUCGGAAGAAGGCUCCGAAGAGGAGGAGUCGGAAGAGGAAGAGUCGGAGGAUGAUUCUGAAGAGGAGGAUGUAAAAGAGAGUGUGACUAAGAAGGGCCGGGCUGCCGUUAAGCUCCCCCCGCCCGCUAAAGGAGGCCGGUCCAACAACAAAACCACCAGCAAAAGCAGCUCCAGCCACUCUACCCCCCGCAGCCAGCAGACCACCCCCAGACAGGCCCCCUCCUCUGGGAGGGCGGCCUCUGGCUCGGCCUCCAGGGGCUCAGGGAAGAAGCCCACCCCCGUGUCCAACAGCAGAGCUCCUCCCAGGGCAGGAAGCCGCGCAAGCUCUCGCCUCAGCCAUGAAAUCCUGGCUCCAAACGGCAAGACCCCCUCACCUGCCUCAAAACGUCCCCUCGCAGAGGUCUCCAAGCCAAAGCCUGUCCUGCUGACGACCUCGUCCUCCUCCUCCAGCCGCCGCAGCUCUGGCAGGAACCACGGCGUGCACGAGCUGUCGGCCUGCGAGCAGCUGACCGUGGAGCUGGUCAGACACGAGGACAGCUGGCCCUUCAUGAAGCUGGUCUCCAGGACUCAGGUACCUGACUACUACGAUAUCAUCAAGAAGCCUAUUGCCCUGAGCACCAUUAGGGAGAAGGUCAACAACUGUGAAUACAAAACAUCUGCGGAGUACAUUGAUGACGUGGAGUUGAUGUUUGCCAACUGCCUGCAGUACAACCCUCGCCACACCAACGAGGCCAAGGCUGGGUCAAGGCUCCAGUAUUACUUCUACUCUGAGCUCCAGAAGCUGGGUCUGUCUGACAAGACGUCUACUCCUCCUCAGAAACGGCCCCGGAUGUAACAAACCGUCCCCUACACCACUAUCUGCCUGUCUACAACUGACAAGAUGUCCUUGAAGGUGCUUGGUGGAAAGUAGAGGCAGUUAAGUGAUGUUGAUAGAUCUGCACUAUAGGUCUAAGUACAUCAUAGCAUAUCAGGCAACAAGAUAAUUAUCACCAUGUUGCUUAUACCAGUCCAUUCCUCUCAGGUCUAGAGCCUAACCAGGCAGGGGCAAGGGAGGGAUUUGGAGUUUGUUUGUAAACAGACCGGAUUGAAGUUUCCUAGCACCAAACUGGAGUUUUUGAACAUUCCCAAAGCAAAAUGGCCACGUAAGACAGCACCACAUACCGUCAGAUGACAACACAGGUUUAACUUGAUGUGAAUCUACUUUGCACUGGAUAUUAUUUGAAAACAGUCGAUUUUAUUCAUUUUCACUCAGGGAAAACAAAUUGUGAUUUGAAAUUGAAAAUCAAAGUUUUUUUUUUACAACGGUGCAUUAUGUUUUGUAUUUUCUUGGCAGCAUUUCUAGACUACUGUUUUGAACACAUCUCUCAAGUGAAUGACCUCAACAACUUUGAUUAAUUAGGUAUUGCCACCUCAAGAUGACUGUUCUAAGUUAGUUUGUGCGUUUUCUCAGUUGUAACCUAGUAGAAAAAUGUCCCAGAAUGAACUGUCUCCAUCAAAGGAGGGGGGGGGGGGGGGCUUCAGUGACACUACACUGGAACAACCAUCAUUUAAUCCUUAUCAAAUGUUCCAUAAUCCCCAUUUUGUUUUUUUCUUAUUGGUUAUUUAUUUAGUUUGUGUGUGAGGAUGACCUGCUUUAUUUAUGAUUUUCUUUCAAAUAUAUAGACCAUGUUUAUGUAAAGAGUAAUUGACAUAGUUUUCUGUUGAGUUUUUAGGGUAGGGUUUAAUACUGAGUUUCCCCCUAAACUUUGUCUUUUGUAUUUGCUGUCUUGUACAUUUUUCUGUAUGUAAAAAUAAAUUGACUUUUGUUUAAUAGU